AUGAUUGAAUAUCUUCUUAAUGAUAUGACAUCUGGAAAGGCCAUUUUAUGGGUUUGUGGAGGCUUUACAUUUUUAUGUUUAUUGCGCAAGCUCCAUGUUUCUUUCCAGGUGUCUCGCCUUGGAGUACGGGCUCCCAAGAUCGCUUUCUGGGUUCCUUAUGCUUUUGAUUUCAUAUAUAAAAGCCAACAGGCCGCUUUUGCAAACAGAGACCACGAGUUCUGGCGCAACAAGAUUAUGACUGCUAGCGGUUUAGCCAACUGCAAGACUGCGGAGUUAGACGCCGGUAUCUCCAAUCGCGUUAUCAUUACUAUAGACCCGGAGAACAUCAAGGCCUUGUUGACUGGGCAGUUUGCUGACUAUGGAAAAGGCGAGGACUUUCAUCGCCAGUGGAAAGAGUUUCUGGGAGACAGCAUCUUCGCUACCGAUGGCAAACAGUGGUUACAUUCUCGACAACUUCUUCGCCCGAUGUUUGUGCGUAACCGGAUUUUAAACACCGAAAUCUUUGAGAAACAUGUCCAGAAACUCAUUCCACUCCUUGGUGAUAGUAACUCCCCAGCUGGUAAGCAGGUAGUUGAUAUUGGACCUCUACUUUUCCGCUUCACUCUUGAUGCAGCAACAGACUAUCUGCUAGGCCAAGGUACAGACAGUCUAGAGAACCCAGAGACCCGUUUUGCAGAAGCUUUCAACUAUGUACAAAAGCGACAGUCCCAGUUAUUCCGCUUCGGUAUUUUCAAUGUCCUCAUGUCACGCAAGGAAUUUCGUCGUAAUCUCAAGAUCAUGGACAACUUCAUGCAACCAUAUAUCGAAACGGUCCUGUCUUUGUCAACAGCCGAGCUAAACCAGAAGCUUUCGAAGCCCGAGAACUUCCUUGAAUCCUUGGCUGGCUUCACGCGUGACCCAGUUGUCUUACGCGAUCAACUCAUUGCUAUUCUCCUUGCAGGUCGUGACACUACCGCCUCCACUUUGGCCUUCUGCUUCUUUGAGCUCGCUCGUAAUCCUGAAAUUGUCAUCAAGUUACGCGAUGAGAUCCAUAAUCUCCUUGGACUUGGUUCUGAUGGAAAAAAACCAACAUACCAAGAUAUAAAAGAAAUGAAAUACCUCGCCGCCGUAAUCAACGAGACCCUUCGCCUUUAUCCAGUUGUCCCCUUCAACGUUCGAUAUUCGUUCCAUGACACAACUCUGCCUCGGGGCGGUGGCCCUGACGGACUUGAGCCAGUUGGCGUUCGUGCAAAUACUCGUGUUAUUUAUUCAACGAUGCUGAUGCAGCGCGAUCCCGAUCUCUACAAUGGCACUGACUCAAAAAAAUACUUCGAUCCAGGCAAGUGGAUUCCAGAACGUUGGUUUAGCUGGCAGCCACUUCCGUGGCAUUAUAUUCCAUUCAAUGGGGGUCCUCGCAUCUGUAUUGGUCAGCAAUUUGCCAUUAUUGAAAUUGGAUAUGUUAUUAUUCGUAUUUUGCAAGCUUAUGAGCGGGUUUUUGCGCUACCUGUCAGUGGCAAGGAUUGUGUUGAUGACCCUGAGAUGCAGUUUGAUGUCACGUUAAGCCCUGGCUCAGAGUUCAAUUGUGUGUUUGUGAAGCAGGGAGAGGAAUAUCCUCGUUUUCGGUAG
Penicillium taxi is the source of this 1605-nucleotide messenger RNA. Its product is annotated as cytochrome P450. Lineage: Eukaryota; Fungi; Ascomycota; Eurotiomycetes; Eurotiales; Aspergillaceae. The transcript is spliced from 3 exons. Gene Ontology annotation, molecular function: monooxygenase activity; iron ion binding; heme binding. Bases 1 to 1605 code for a protein of 534 amino acids. The record is from RefSeq and is a predicted model, not a curated record.